AUGGGAAUCAAAGGCCUUUUGAGAAAUGUUCACGCAAUUUCGGUUGAGAAAGAUCUUCAUUCUAAUAAGAAUCAAAUAUACAUGAAAAUGAGCAGCUUGUGGAUUUUGGCAGGUGCAACAACAACAGAUGGUUUCAAAGAUGGAGAGGCAACAUGUGAAACUUAUUUGAAGUCCAAGGUUUAUCAUAAUACAAUGGAAAAUUAUUGGGAUUUGCAAGCAGUACCUAUUGUUUUGCGAUCUCCUCUGCCAGGGAUGUUUUCGAGUCUCGGAACUGAUAGAAUUUUGAGCAAUCAUAUAGAAUCAUCGACUUCACUGAAGAGUGUUCCAAUUCGACAGCCAAUUUUGACAACAUCUUUUGAAGAACUUCAAUACUACUCGGAGAAUAACCUUUUGCCUGAGAUUUUUAGAGAAUUAUGA
Molecule: messenger RNA, 417 nt
Organism: Fraxinus pennsylvanica
Lineage: Eukaryota; Viridiplantae; Streptophyta; Magnoliopsida; Lamiales; Oleaceae
Source: the annotation of a GenBank genome assembly